AUGCCAUCCAAAGUGGCGAGAUGGUUGGCGGCAUAUAAACCGGCUUCAAGCGAAGCUAUGGAAGAUCUGACAGGCUGGAUGUAUGCAAGUGUUAAGUUAUUGGAAGACAUGGAAGAAAUGUUUGAAAAGAUGAGUUCCUCUAUGAUCGGUGAAGUUUGCCAACGCUUUGUGUUAUUCUAUCGAUCUGUAUCAGUUUCCCUGCGACAAUUCGUCGUUUUUCUUCUCCCAUCCCUUAUUCAUGCAUACUUAUCGCAUUUAUGUGACGAGGACGCGUUGCAGACACGCAAAGCAAAUGCUACCACCACGGACAAUCCACAAAAUCCGGGAAUAACCAAUCUGACUGCAUUAGAAAAUUGUCUGCUACAGAUUUGCCGUCAUUUCCUCUCCCAUAGUUCAUCUUCACAUCUUCCUGUGUCUUCGAAAUCCGACCCACGACUGAGACUUCCUACGUUGAGUGAAUCCUCUAUAUACCAUGAUGGUAUCUCAACGAAUGAUCAUCCGACAGACGAAAACGACAUCUUUCCGAUGCAACUGUUUUCCCUUAAUGUAUUCAAUCGUGUUCUUGUGAUCACACAGUUGUUGCGUAACUAUUUGGAAACACUUUCCCAGGUGGAUCUUCUGGACCCAAACAAAUCACUACUUGCAUUACAUUCGGUGGCUAAAUAUUGCCGGUUGUGUGAACGUGUUGCUAGUGUGAACAAACACCCGCGUCUCCCAUCAUCCUCUUCAGUGUUAUGCGAUUUUCUCGUUGGGUUGGAUAUGAUAUUGUAUCGACUGGAUGAAAUAGACAACCGUACAGACAAGAUUCGACGUACCACACUUACUCUACGCACCAACGUUUGGUCUGCCAUAAGCGAAAUUGAAAAGCGCGCCACAUAUAACUGUUUUUCUACCCCAUUACUUCUCGCGGAGGCCGCCUUACACAGUCGUCGUGCACAGUAUGGUCCAAGAGCCAUAGGUGGGUUCAAUAUAUCGACUAGUAAUACUCCGUGCGUGGACAUUAACUCCCUGAUUGCCACCGCGGACGAUCAGGAAACUUUGCAAAGCAAUCAAUUGCCGGACACCUCGAAACCGGGCGAUAUGCUGCGUUCUAUGCGGUCCCAUCACUCGUCCGGAGUGGAAGUCAUCACAAACGCAUCGUUCCGUCCCGAACUCGUACCCGAAGAUAUUACGAUCAGUGAUCCGAAAUCGAAACACACUACUCGUGAUAAAAAUGUGAGCAACCUGGUGGAUGUGGCACACGAGAACCACAGUCCGGAGAGUAAGGUCAGCACGGUGGACAACAGAACUCGAGUGCAUGGUCAUAAUAAUAAGCAACAACAACAUUUAAAAACAGUGAACAAAGUGGCCAAUUGA
This is a messenger RNA of Echinostoma caproni, 1356 nucleotides long. The record is from the annotation of a GenBank genome assembly. Lineage: Eukaryota; Metazoa; Platyhelminthes; Trematoda; Plagiorchiida; Echinostomatidae.